AUGCUGCGAAACUUCAGAGCCGCCCGCGGAGUCGCAAAGACCGUUGGUGUGAGCCAACGUCGAAAUCUCUCCAUCCACGAAUACCAGUCCGUCGAGCUCCUCAACUCUUACGGUAUCCCUACACCAAAGGCCGUACCCGCGUUCACAGCGAGCGAGGCCGAGCAGGUCGCAAAGGACUUUGGAACGAAUGAGCUCGUCAUCAAGGCGCAGGUCCUCGCUGGUGGUCGUGGAAAGGGUCACUUUGAUUCUGGGUUCAAGGGUGGUGUGCACAUGAUUGACUCUCCCGCCCAGGCAAAGGAAUACGCCGGCAAGAUGCUCGGCGCCAACCUGAUCACCAAGCAGACCGGCGCCGGCGGACGCAUCUGCAACGCCAUCAUGAUCGCCGAGCGUCUUCCCCCACAGAAGGAGUACUACGCCGCCAUCCUGAAUGACCGUGCGUCCGGCUCGCCCGUGCUCGUCACCUCCAACCAGGGCGGUAUGAACAUUGAGGACGUCGCCCACGACACCCCGGAAGCGAUCAUCACCACUCCCCUCGACUUUGACAACGGUAUCUCGAACGCGGACGCGGUUGACCUCGCCAAGAAGCUGGGCUUCAAGGAUGGCGCGCAAAAGAACGCGGCGGACGUGUUCGGCAAGCUGUACAAGAUUUUCCGGGAGAAGGACGCGACUCAGAUUGAGAUCAACCCGUUGUCCGAGAUGAGCGAUGGACAGGUGCUCUGCAUGGACGCCAAGUUUGGUUUCGAUGACAAUGCCGACUUCAGACAGAAGGACAUCUUCAAGUUGCGUGACACCACCCAGGAGGACGCUCAGGAGGUGGAGGCUGCCGAGUACGGCCUGAACUUCAUCAAGCUGGACGGUAACAUUGGCUGUCUCGUGAACGGUGCCGGUCUCGCCAUGGCCACUAUGGACGUGCUCAACCUGCACGGCGGAUCACCCGCCAACUUCUUGGACGUUGGAGGAGGAGCUACCGCCGAUGCCGUCAAGAAAGCAUUCGAGCUUUUGUUGUCGAGCAGUAACGUCAAGUCGAUCUUCGUCAACAUCUUCGGAGGUAUCAUGAGAUGCGACGUUAUCGCCGAGGGUAUCAUCAAGGCGACCAAGGAAUUGCACCUCACCGUCCCCCUUGUUGUCCGGCUGCAGGGUACUAAGGAGGCCGAGGCGAAGAAGAUGAUUUCAGAAUCCGGUCUUGCUAUUUUCCCCUUCGAUGGUCUUGAUGAGGCUGCGGCCAAGGCGGUCGAGAUGGCCAAGGGGCAGUAG
Dioszegia hungarica is the source of this 1254-nucleotide messenger RNA. RefSeq lists its product as uncharacterized. Gene Ontology annotation, biological process: tricarboxylic acid cycle; succinyl-CoA metabolic process. Gene Ontology annotation, cellular component: succinate-CoA ligase complex; mitochondrion. Gene Ontology annotation, molecular function: ATP binding; succinate-CoA ligase (ADP-forming) activity. The coding region runs from base 1 to 1254 and encodes 417 amino acids. Lineage: Eukaryota; Fungi; Basidiomycota; Tremellomycetes; Tremellales; Bulleribasidiaceae. The transcript has 10 exons. The record is from RefSeq and is a predicted model, not a curated record.